Ficedula albicollis (Collared flycatcher) is the source of this 2526-nucleotide messenger RNA. Its product is annotated as regulator of G-protein signaling 5. The coding region runs from base 91 to 636 and encodes 181 amino acids. The transcript has 5 exons. Lineage: Eukaryota; Metazoa; Chordata; Aves; Passeriformes; Muscicapidae. The record is from RefSeq and is a predicted model, not a curated record.
GAGGCGGCUGGGCUGCAGACCGAGCCCUGCUGCCCGCUCCAGCCAUCACUCACACCCUUCUCACGGCCGAGGAAACCACAGCCUGCCAAGAUGUGCAAGGGAUUAGCAGCGCUGCCCCACUCGUGCCUGGAGAGGGCCAAGGAGAUCAAGACGAAGCUGGGCACGCUGCUCCAGAAGCCUGACUCGACCAUUGACUUCAUCAUCCCGUAUCCUGAGAAGCCAGAGAAGCCACCCAAGGCCCAGAAGCCGUCUCCGGAGGAGGCUCUGCAGUGGCGCGACUCCUUGGAGAAGCUCCUGCAAAACCCCUAUGGGCUGGCCAGCUUCCGCAGCUUCCUGCGCUCCGAGUUCAGCGAGGAGAACGCCGAGUUCUGGGUGGCCUGCGAGGACUACAAGAAAACCAAGUCCCCCGUGAAGAUGGCAGAGAAGGCCAAAAAGAUCUACGAGGAGUUCAUCCAGACUGAGGCACCCAAAGAGGUGAACAUCGACCACUUCACCAAGGCUGUGACCAUGAAGAACCUGGUGGAGCCUUCCCCAACCAGCUUUGACAUGGCCCAGAAGAGGAUCUUUGCCCUGAUGGAGAAAGACUCCCUGCCCAGAUUUGUGCGGUCGGAGUUUUAUCACGAGUUAAUCAAGUAGCAGUGCAGCAGGGCUGUGCCAGGCGCCCCCGCUGCUUCUGUCUGAACACCUGCCCCUUCUCCUGCUUUGCUUUCUCCAUUCCUCCCUGGAAGAGCACCCAGGGGUGCUGCUAAACACCUCCCCCUUGCUUUGGACUGUCAGAUGUCCUGGUGUUUCCUCUUUUCCCAUCUUUUUUCCUCUCCCACAAAAGACCAAUUGGCAGAAGCUCCCUGGAGUUGAGACCCAGAAGGGUGAGGUGUGGCCAGGAGCCACAUGGCCAGCUGACACAUCCCUGGUGCUGUGGAGCUUGGCAUUAGCUGGAGGCUCUGAGGUGCUGACUUUGCCUUCUUGGGACUCCCUAGAACGUGACAAUUCCUCUCCCAGUGUUGCCCACAUUGUUGGUUUGGCCCAGGCUCGCUCCCUCUCCCAACUCCCCGGGGUGCUGCUGACACUGCCCAGGUACCCUGCAGGGGCUCCCCUCCCUGGCCAGGGUGAGGUGAGACACAUCCACUGCCUGAUUGGCAUCACCUUCCCUCUGAGAGCAGCUGCCAGGCCCAGGGGCAGCCGGCAGGGCCACGGCAGGGACAGCAGUGACACGUACAGCGAGGAUGGCACUGUGACCAGGAUGGCAGGGACCGCUGUACGGCACAGCCAGGCACCCCUGGCUGGCACCAGGGCUGGGCAGAGCGAGCCUGGCACCUCUUCCCCACAGCUCCACUCAGACUCAGCCUGUCUGCUUCACUCCACAUACAAAACAAGAGGAUAAAAUGUGACCUGCUGGUCCAAAGCACCAGGACUGCCCAGCACCCCAGACCUCCUGCUUGCUGCAGCCUUUGCACGGUGCCCUGAGCCCCCAGGGCACAUCCUGUGCCCCAUCCUGUGCACAGCCCUGCUGGGGUGCUGGGAUGGCAGCUCUGGGGCUGUGCAGGGCUCCCUUCUUUCAGCUGCUUCUCUCUCUGCCAAAGCAAAACUUCUGCAGAAACCAAACCCAGGGGUGUCCAGCACAGCAGGGAGGGAAAUGAAAGCUGAAAUUCCAGCUGUUCAGAUCCAGCCUGAAAAACCCAAACCAAACCCAAAAAACAAAACUCAAACUCAAACUCAUCAUUGGAAACAUGAAAAAUAACCCCCUUGGCUUCUAAAACAGAGAUGAGACCCUGCUGGGUUUGUGUAGCCUGCACCCCUCUCUCUAUCUGCCCAGGCCAUGUGUUUCCAUAGGCUGUCUCUAAAAAGGACCAGCUGAUUUCUAAUGGUUCAAAGCCAGCCCUCUGCUAACAGAAUAAACCACACCUGAGGACAGGGCAAGGCCAUACACGACAAGCAGCCCCCGGGGUCUCGUUUCAGCUCUGAGGGAAAUGUGAUAAACCCCUGGAUGGUUCAUCCCCGUGUUGGUUUCCUGUCUCAUCCCCAGGGUCAUGGCUUGCAAGGAGCUGCUUCAGCUUCAACCUGGCAGGUGCCAGCAAACAUCCCUGACCCUGCUGCCCACAGACACCCCAGAGCAUCCUCUUCCCCGGGCUGCUCAGCCUCUCUGCAAGUCAUGGUACUCUGUGCAAAAUGCAAUGACAUAAACAGCGCCUUUGCCAGCCUCUUCAAGACUUGCAAAGUCUCAUCAAAACCCCACCAGCCCCAAAUAUUUACACAUUGUCACUAUGGCAAUGAAGAAAAAUACAUCCCGAGCUGCAGGAAAUGGGCUGUGCUUUCCAGGGAGGAGCAGGGAGGCAGGGCAAGGAUGGAGGCAGUCACAAACGUGACUCUUUUUUUAAGCUCUGGAGCAAAAGGCCUGGGAAAGUCGGUGCUGGAGCAGCAGGGGUGAUGCUUGCAGGCAUUCCCCUGGGGUGAGUGCAGAGGGUGACCCUAAAGAGCCCAGGGGAGCUGCAGGAGGGUCCCAUCAAAAGGGCACAGGUGCCCCUGUGA